AUGAAAUCCCAGCGGAACGGAAGCCUCUCGGCCCCUAAUGUUGAGGAGCAUGAGCAUAGCACUGCCAUCUCCAGCAACGGGGUCUCGGCGAGAGAUGAGAAGCGGCCACAACCUGGGCCAAGCCGCGCAUCGGCACGAUAUGGCUCCCACGAUGUCCGCAAAAGCGCAUCGGCAAGCCUGAAGGAUGCGUCCAAGAGGCCAAUGCCCACACAGUAUGGUGAUGGGACGUAUCCAAAAGAGAUUAUUCGACCGACGAUGGUUCAGAAUCUUCGAGCCCUGCAGGCGGCCGAUGUCAAGACACUUGUUCAAAUCAUCAAAUCAAAGCUCAAGAGGGAAAAGAUCCAGGACGACAAGACGAUGAUCAUGGAGCGCACCAUCCAAAUUGUGGCAAAACUCCCGCACAACUCACGUCUCCGCGAGCAGUUGACCAACACCUUCAUUGAAGAGCUUUGGGACUCUCUUGACCACCCGCCCAUGCUCUACAUGGGCGACGAGUUCAAGUACCGGCGUGCCGACGGAUCCUACAAUAACCCAAUGUUCCCUCAGAUGGGAGCUGCCGGCGGGCCAUAUGCCAGAUCGGUCAAGCCUAGGAUCAUCACGUUGGGUGCCAUGCCCGAUCCUGGACUGGUAUUUGAUGCUGUCAUGGGCCGGACAGAUUACAAGAAGCAUCCAAACAAUGUUUCAAGCAUUUUGUGGUAUUGGGCCACCAUCAUCAUUCACGGCAAGUACCAUCUUCCCACGCCUGUUUUUCUGGUGGCCACGAAGCAACCUGACCUGUUUUGGACCGACUACAGAGACAGUAGCAAGUCUAAGACGUCGGCUUAUCUCGAUCUUUCCCCGUUGUACGGCAGCAACCAGGAGAUGCAAGACUCCAUCAGGACAUUCCGGGAUGGUAAGCUCAAGGCUGACAGCUUUGCCGACAAGCGGCUCAUCGGCAUGCCACCGGGAGUUUGUGUUAUCCUCAUCAUGUUCAACCGGUUCCACAACCACGUCGCGGAGCACCUGGCUGUCAUCAACGAGGGCAACCGGUUCGCGCCACCAGGCAAAGGUCUCGACGAAGAGAGUGCCGCCAAAGCCUGGAAGAAGUAUGACGAAGACCUGUUCCAGACGGCGCGGCUCGUGACUUCGGGCCUGUACAUCAACAUCACACUGGUGGACUACGUCCGGAACAUUGUCAACCUCAACCGCACCAACACGACAUGGACGCUCGACCCGCGCCAGGAGGCCGGUAUCAGCGCCGGCACUCCCGACGGAGCGGAAGCGGGUACGGGCAAUGUCAACUCGGCAGAGUUUAAUCUCUGCUACCGGUGGCAUUCGUGCAUCUCGGACAAGGACGACAAAUGGAUCCAGAAGUUCUACGGAAAGUUACUGGGCGGCGCCAAAGGCGAGCUGUCACCCCAGGAGCUGGCCUGCGUCUUUGGAAAGUUUGAGAAGUCGAUUCCCGACGACCCCGGGCAGCGUACGUUUGCCGACUACGAGCGGGGGGAGGACGGCAAGUUCGACGAUGACGACCUCGUCGACUGCAUCAGCUCGUCCAUCGAAGACUGCGCCGGCGCUUUUGGGGCGCGCAACGUCCCUCAGGUCAUGCGGCCCGUGGAGAUCAUGGGCAUCCUGCACGGCAGGAAAUGGAACGUCGCAGGCCUCAAUGAAUUUCGAAAACAUUUCAGUCUGAAGCCCUACGAGCGGUUCGAGGACAUCAACUCGGACCCGGCCGUGGCGGAGCAGCUAAAGAAUCUCUACCAACACCCGGACUAUGUCGAGCUCUACCCCGGGCUCGUCGCCGAAGAGGCGAAGACGCCGCUGACCCCCGGCGUCGGCAUCGCGCCCACGUACACCAUCUCACGCGUCGUCCUGUCCGACGCAGUAUGCCUCGUCCGGGGUGACAGAUACUACACGACGGACUACAACCCUCGGCACCUAACGCAAUGGGGUUAUAAGGAGGUUGACUAUGACCUCGACAUCAACCACGGCUGUGUCUUUUACAAACUGUUCCUGAGGGCCUUCCCCAACCACUUCAAGGGGAACUCGGUGUACGCACACUACCCGAUGGUCAUCCCGAGCGAGAACCACCAGAUCCUCACCGACCUGGGGCGUGUCGACCAGUUUGACUUCUCGCAGCCCAAGUUCACUCCUCUGCGGACCAACAUCGAAUCGUUCGGGGGCGCCAAGUACAUCCUGGAGAACCAGGACCGGUACAAGGUGACAUGGGACGAAGGGCUCACGUUCCUCAUGGGCGAGGGCGGCAGCCGCUUCAUGCUGUCCGGGGAUACCGACUUCCACGCGGGCCAGAGGAAGUGCAUGCAAUCGUUGCUCUACAGUGACGGCUGGGACUCCCACGUGAAGCACUUCUACGCAGAGAUCACGGCGCAGCUGCUCGCCGAGAAGUCGUACAAGCUCGCUGGGCAAACGCAUGUCGACAUUAUCCGUGACGUGGGCAACCUCGCCCACGUCCACUUCGCUUCGAGGGUGUUCAACCUGCCUCUCAAGACACACCAGAACCCCAAGGGCUUGAUCACGGAGCAGGAGAUGUACCAGAUGCUGGCGGCCAUCUUUGUGUGCGUCUUUUUCGACAUUGACCCGGCCAAGUCGUUCCCGCUCCGCCAGAAAGCGAAGGAGGCGGCGACGAUGCUCGGGAAGCUGAUUGAGACCAACGUGAAAAUCACGACAAAGGUUGGCUUCCGCGGGCUCUUCACCGGCUCAGCGGACAAGACGGACCCCCUCGCCUCGUACGGGACCAACCUGAUCAAGGGCCUUUCCAAGGCCGGGCUAAGCGCCUACGACAUUGCGUGGAGCCAGAUCUUGCCUACGGCCGGGGCCAUGGUGCCGAACCAAGCACAGGUGUUUGCCCAGGCGGUCGACUACUAUCUCUCGCCUCCCGGCGCCGCCCACCUCGAGCAGAUUCACGAGACCGCCUUGUCUCCGUCCACGAAGGAGAGCGAUGCUCUGCUUCUCGGAUACGCCAUGGAAGGUAUCCGACUUGCGGGCACCUUUGGUUCCUACCGCGAGGCGACGCAAGACGACGUUAUCGUCGAGGAUGACGGUCGCGAGGUCCCCGUGAGACGAGGCGAUAGGGUCUUUGUCAGUUUCGUCUCUGCCGCCAAGGAUCCCGAGAACUUCCCGCGGCCGGAGGAAGUCAACCCCCUCAGGCCCCUGGAUUCGUACAUCCACUACGGUCUCGGCCCGCACGCCUGCCUCGGCCGCGCUGCGAGCCAGGUGGCGCUCACCGAGAUGUUCAGGACGCUCUUCCGGAAGAAGAACCUUCGACGGGUUCCUGGACCACAGGGCAUCUUGAAGAAAGUGCCGCGGCCGGGUGGUUUCUUUGUGUACAUGAAGGAGGACUGGGGCCAGAUCUGGCCGUUCCCCGUGAGCAUGAAGGUGAUGUGGGAUGAAGAAUAG
This is a messenger RNA of Colletotrichum higginsianum IMI 349063, 3396 nucleotides long. Its product is annotated as linoleate diol synthase. The transcript is spliced from 6 exons. The record is from RefSeq and is a predicted model, not a curated record. Gene Ontology annotation, molecular function: heme binding; oxidoreductase activity, acting on paired donors, with incorporation or reduction of molecular oxygen; iron ion binding. Lineage: Eukaryota; Fungi; Ascomycota; Sordariomycetes; Glomerellales; Glomerellaceae. Gene Ontology annotation, biological process: response to oxidative stress. Bases 1 to 3396 code for a protein of 1131 amino acids.